AUGGCGCAACCACAUCCCACCCUCAUCAACAUCCCCCAACCUCCCUCCAACCCGGACACUCCAUCAGAGAUGCCCGGCACUCCCACCUCAACAACGACCUCCCUCUCUGCUCUCUCCACUACCGCUAUCAAGGACGGUCACCGCGGUCACGCCACUGCGACAACGCAUCACCCCGGCCACCAGCAGCAUGCCUCCCAGGGCAGCCUCGAAGCCGAGCGCGCCGACAGGAUCUCGCGCCUUGCCGGCCUCUCCAAUGUCAACCAGCUGCGAUCUCCCCCCAGCGCUGGCUCUGCGGCCCCGGCCCGCAACAGCAACAGCCCCCAGACGACGCCUACAUCUGCCGUCUUCCCACAUACCGCCCACCGCCCCAUCGCGCCCCUGAUCCAGGGCGCCCCGGCGUAUUUCGACUCGAAUGGACAGCCAGUCGCUGUGACCAAGAUGUCCACCUCCGGCACUGCGUCCGCGACUGAGAGUGCAAGUACACCUGGUCAAGGGGACAUCGACAUGAUGAGCACAGAUACCAACUUCGCGCGUGACACGGAGGUCGACUCGGCUAGCGGCUACGUGGGAACGGGUCACAACGAACAGGCGGACAUGGACGUCGACGAGGAUUUGACGAGCCGUAGCGUAGGCCAGUUCGAGCAGGACGACAACAUGAGCGACGACGGCUCCGCCAGCCUGGUCGGCUUCGGCGAGGGCGCAAACAGCACCAUCUCCGGGCCCAUCUACGUGCGACGACCCCUGCCCGGGAUGGAGGGUCUGCAGAGGAGCAGCUCCGGCCUGAGCGAGGGCGCGGUGCUGGCGGCCCGGCGAGAGAGGCUGGAUCGCGAGGAUGCAACCGCGGCGUCCGAGAGGAGGGAUGCUCGCUUCAUCGACGGCGUGGCGUCAGAAGCCACCCCGGGCGGCGCGGCGGAUGACGACUCCUUCGUGGACACGACCAAUAGUGGCCCCGUCCCCGUUUCUGGUCCAGGUUAUACUAGCUCUUUACGUGAGACCCAACACGGCGCGCACACACGGCAUCACCUGAACCAUCAGCAGGCUCCCACGGCCCGCGAGGCUGCCGAGAGGGCGAUGCGCGAGCGUGGGCUGGACCCCAGCCAGCGAGGCGGAAGCUCCGCCGCCAGCAGUCCCGGGAAGAGACUGACGUUUGAGGAUCAGAAGUGA
Molecule: messenger RNA, 1164 nt
Organism: Diaporthe citri
Lineage: Eukaryota; Fungi; Ascomycota; Sordariomycetes; Diaporthales; Diaporthaceae
Exons: 3
Coding region: 1-1164 (387 amino acids)
Source: RefSeq, a predicted model, not a curated record